AUGACGAAGCACAAAAGUUACAACAGUAUGGACGAGUUAAAACCUCUUCAAAGUCCAUCGUCUACCGUAGAGUCCAAAAGUUUACGUCGCAAUGUACUUACUAAUAGUGCCAAAGGAGCUCAACAUAAGCUGCAAUUGGCUUGUAUCUGCUCGCUUCUUUUCAUGUGUGCAGAAAUCGUCGGCGGUUUCUUAGCCGGUAGUUUAGCGAUCAUGACAGAUGCUGCCCAUUUGUUAUCCGACGUGGCGGGUUUUUGCAUUUCACUUUUUGCCAUUUGGGUGAGCACGUUACCGGCAUCAAAGCGUUUGAGUUUUGGCUUUCAACGUGCUGAAGUGAUUGGUGCCGUUACAAGUGUCUUAGUCAUUUGGGUACUUACGGGAGUGUUGGUUUAUGCUGCAGUGGAGAGAUUUAUGGAGUGUCUAAGACCUCAUCCAAAGGAACAUGUGAAUGGUAAACUCAUGUUUAUUGUGGCUUGCAUUGGUCUCGUCGUGAACCUGAUUCUGAUGCAGAUUUUGGGACACGGACACAGUCACAGUCACGGUGGUCAUGGUCACAGUCACGAUGGUGAAAUUCAUGGACAUGGUCAUGGAAAUACCAGUAGCAGCUCAAGUAGCAGUGAGGAGAGACAUGGUCACUCUCAUGGUCACUCUCAUGGUGGACAUGUAAAUGAAGAUUUGGAGAAUGGUCAAGUCUCCUUGUCAUCUGAAAAGAAAUUAGAGAAUUUGAACAUUCAAGCGGCCUACAUUCACGCACUCGGUGACUUCAUUCAGAGCAUUGGUGUGUGUAUUGCCGGAGGACUCAUCUGGUACAAACCAGAGUGGCAGAUUGCAGACCCUAUUGCCACCUUUGUCUUCUCUCUGUUGGUUCUUGGCACGACGGUCGGCAUUGUCCGCGAUAGUGUUCACGUGCUGAUGGAGGGCACACCUGAUGGCAUUCACGCUGACGAAAUUGAGCGUGGUCUGCGUCACUGCUCGUCUGUUGUGGCUGUGCACGAUCUGCACAUCUGGUCGUUAAGUGCAGGUUUGCCGUCGCUUAGCGUGCACCUGGUGUCGGAUGAUGCGGAGACUGCACUGCACGCUGCUCAGCGCUACCUCCUUUCCAAGGGCAUCACCCAUACUACCAUUCAGAUUGAAAAAACUUCAACGCUGUACCCCCGCAACUGCAAUUCUGACCUAAAGUGUGGUCAGGACUCUCCACACUAG
Peronospora farinosa is the source of this 1200-nucleotide messenger RNA. The record is from the annotation of a GenBank genome assembly. Lineage: Eukaryota; Oomycota; Peronosporomycetes; Peronosporales; Peronosporaceae.